UCAAGUGUUUUCCAGAUUUUCAAUCAGCCUUCUUGAGAAUUGUGUCAGAGGGUCCAGGCACAUUGGCAACGACAGCAGACAACAGAGACUGGGAGGGAUUGUUGCAGACCCCCCUAUCUUUGCAAGGGAAUUCAUUUACUAAUUAUUCAACCGCGAAUAUUGUUUAUUGUUGAUUCAGCGGGACAUAAAAGGUGCCAGAGACGGAAUAUUCAGUGUAAUGAGAGAAUGCUGUGUCAGUAGUAGCAGUGAGCUGUAAGAAGUUUUCUGCACUUGAUUAACAGCAAGCUGUUUCCCAAUCCUUGCCAACACAACAGUUGCCCAAACCAUGCACGUGUAAGAGCGAAACAGAAAUAUGGGGAUUAUCCAACUAUUAUGUGUAGUCACCGGCUAAGGGAAAACUAAGGACUGCUUGACAAGCAGGUGCAGAAUGUACAAGAGGAAUGGCCUCAUGGCCAAUCUGAGGGUCACGUCAGCUACACCAGAGGCCAGCAGCAGCUCCGACUCUCUCGAUGGGCAGUAUUCAGACUAUGCUAUGAAAAGUUAUGACGCGGUUGUAUUUGACGUACUUAAAGUGACCCCCGAAGAGUUUGCGAGCCAGAUUACUUUAAUGGAUGUCCCAGUAUUUAAAGCAAUCCAACCUGAGGAACUAACCAGUUGCGGGUGGAACAAGAAAGACAAACACAUCCUGGCACCAAACAUCGUUGCGUUUACCAGGAGGUUCAACCAGGUCAGUUUCUGGAUUGUCCGAGAGAUCCUUACCGCUCAGACGUUGAAAAUAAGAGCUGAAAUAUUGAGCCAUUUUAUAAAACUUGCUAAGAAAUUACUGGAGCUAAACAAUCUUCAUUCUCUCAUGGCUGUGGUCUCUGGUCUGCAAAGUGCGCCAAUCUUCCGGCUUUCCAAAACAUGGGCACUGGUCAGCCGGAAAGACAAAGCCACAUUUGAGAAGCUGGAUUACCUAGUGACGAAAGAAGACAACUACAAGAGAAUGCGUGAGUUCAUCAGCAGCUUGAGGAUGGUUCCCUGCAUCCCAUACUUGGGGAUUUACCUGUUGGAUUUGAUCUACAUUGAUUCUGCGUAUCCAGCGUCGGACAGCAUCAUGGAGAAUGAACAGAGGUCCAAUCAGAUGAACAACAUUUUGAGGAUCAUUUCGGAUUUACAAGAUUCAUUCAAUUGUGACUAUCUGGUGACGUUACCCCAUGUGCAAAACUACUUGAAAUCCGUGCGGUAUAUCGAGGAGUUGCAGAAAUUUGUGGAAGAGGACAAUUACAAGUUAUCCUUGAAGAUAGAAGCGGGAAAUAGUUCUCCCCGCCUGGUCUCUUCCAGAGAGGAGCUUGCAGGUCCCUCUGAGGUUUCGGCAUCAGUGAGGUACAGCCGGAGACCCACUUGCCCUGAUGCCUCCUUCUCGGGGGGUCUCAGCACCCCUCCAGUGCCCCGGCAUAGGAAGAGCCACAGCCUGGGAAACAACGUCAUGUGCCAGCUGAGUGUAGUGGAAAGCAGAAGCGCAACGUUCCCGACUGAAAGACCACGGCAUCUCCUGGACGACAGCGUGCUGGAAAGUCACAGUCCGGCCAAGAACCAGGAGACUUCCAUCUUCUCCAAUGGCGUGUCAAUUGGGAGCAGUGAAAGUUCUGAAUUCAGUGAGGAGCUCUCUUCCGGAUUAGAGAGGAAUCGUUUGUAUGCAACGCUAGGCCCGAACUGGCGGGUUUCUGUAAGGAAUUCCCCAAGGAACCGAAGCAGUAUUAACAGUCCAACAGACCCAUGCAGCUACCACUUAAGUGGUACCAAUGGAGCCAUCACUAUCGAAGGACCAUUGAGAAGGAAAACACUGCUGAAGGAAGGCAAGAAGCCAGCAUUGUCAUCAUGGACCCGCUACUGGCUCAUUCUCUCGGGAUCAAUUCUGCUGUACUACACCGCGAAGUCACUGAGAGCCUCUGAGAGGAAACACUUCAAGUCAGCCCCCAGUAAGAAGGUGUCAAUAGCAGGAUGGAUGGUGGUUCUGCCCGACGACCCAGAGCACCCAGAUAUCUUCCAGCUGAGUGACCCGGAUAAAGGAAAUGUUUACAAGUUCCAGACCAGCUCACGGUUUCAUGCAAUCCUGUGGCACAAGCACUUGGAUGAUGCUUGCAAGAGCAACAGACCACAGAUACCCGCCAACCUCAUGUCGUUUGAGUGAACGUUUGAAGACAGCACACAAGAUGUGAUCAAAAGUGCCAACCCAAGCAAUGGGAAAUCAAGCUAUUCAAUGGAUUAAUAACAAGGAAAAGUGAAGAAAAAGAUCUUUACACAGAGUUAUUUGUUCAUCGACUGCCAGCAUUGAAUACCGAAGCACUUUUUUUUGGACACUCUUAUUACAUGACCCCCCCCCCCCCCCAAAUGAUUUUGGUAGGUUUUUGGGGGGAAAAAAACGAAGUGAUUGUCUGAUCCAAAUUCAAAGUGUUGGCCACAGAGAUUAGGCAGAGCUUCAGACUACUUCACGAAGAGGGCAGUUAGUGACCAAGGUACAGUGUGUAAUGACUGCUGCCCAAAACAUUUUUUUUUAAAUGUUUGGUUUUUAUUAUUAAGCUGCUUUAUCGUGAACAACUUUUUAGCCCAUGUUGGGUAUUAACUUUCUUAUGCACUAAACAAGAAACUACUGACAGUAUUAGUAGGCUGCAUUGAGUAGCAUUUAGGGAAAUAAAUCAGUGAGUGAGGAUUUUUUUUAAAUGAAAUGCACUGAAUUGUUUGGUGGACUUGGCAACUGCCUCUGCAUUGAUGAUCAGUAUGUGUGCUGUUCUUGCAUUUCUUGCCUGGUGAACUCAUUGUGAUAUUCAAGCAAACCCCACAGUUUUAAGCCCAUUCCACCCCACCCCAACCUUAUGACAUUGCUUCCAACUGACCUUACCUGGCAGUAUUCCAAAGAGGAUUGGUUGGAGUUCUGGCCCAAGCAUCUUUCCAGAGGUUUGGAAAGGGGUGGAUCAGAAUAGCAAGGAGAAUGAAGGUCCAAUUUGUCCCUGUAACCCCAAUCCAGCAACUUUAACACAUCCUGUACCGCACUGGGUUUCUGGGCUUGUGUCUGAUUUAACAAGUUAUCCUCUCGACAAACGUAGAUAACAUUCUGAACACGGGAGUUCCUGCAGGUGCUGGAAAUCCAGAGCAACACACAAAACGCUGGAGGAACUUAGCAGGUCUGUGGAGGGAUACAAGCAGUCAAUGUUUCAAGCCAAGACCUUUAACCAGGACAGGAAUGGAAGAGAGAAGAAGCCAGAAUAAGAUGGGAAGGAGGGAAGGAAGAUAGGCUUCACCUAUCACCUUCCAGCUUAUACUCCUUAGGUGAAGGUACAAUCUCUCUUACUCCCACCACCUUAUUCUGGCUUCUUCCCUCUUCCUUUCCAGUCCUUAUGAAGCGUCUCGGCCCAAAAUAUCAACUCCUUUUCAUAGAUGCUUUCUGACUUACUGAGUUCCUCCAGCACUUGGAGAGUAAUGCUCAAAAUAACAUCCUGACCUGACGCAGGCAGCAUUUUCUGUUUGUUUUCAGCUUUCCAGUAUUGUAUCAUUCUCUUCUGCCAUUCAACUGGCUUCCAGCACAUUUAGAAGUAUUUUCCAGUUACUCAGUAUCAUUUUGUGAUUCAAGUGAAAGUCAUAGAUAUGUUACAGUGUAAUCUAUGAUAUGCUUCAUUUGUUAUGAAUUAUUUAAGUGUUGUAUAUAAUUGACAAGGUAUUAAUCAUAACCAGAGUUCACAUUGGCUUCAUAGUCCAUAAAAGUGAAACUUGAUAAGGUUUUGAUUAUUAUUUGAAGAGAACAAGUGUUUCUAUUUGAAAAUUAUUUUCUACUACUGCAUUUAGCUCCAUUUCAUGAUUUCCACUUAAAAUGUUCUAUUAAUGGAAGAAACAUUCAAACAAGCGAACAUUUCUAUUUUCUGUGGUCCUUCAUUAGACAGGUCAGGAUGCCCCCUGGACAAACAACAUGGGCAGCAGACAAGAGUUACAGAUCAGCCUCUGGAAUGCAUUCAUUUGCAGAUUUUGAGGAAGAGCAAAAGAAAUUGCUCACAUUUUCUGCUCAGGAGUGUUGACUAUUUUGUCUCCUAACCCUUCUGUCCCUCUGAUUCUAAAACACAGAACUCAGUAGCAUGUAUAGUUAAAAUACAUGGUCACAUUUGAAGCUCUACAAAGAAUGAUUCCUUAAUACUCUGGCCCCCCUGCUUCAGUCUUGCUUUGAGCAGGGACCAGGGACCAGGGAAAGGAUGACGUUGAGCAGGUCACCCAUCUGCAGCCAGAUCAAGGGAAAGAUCUUUAAACUCCAUCUGUCUCCCAGUGUGAUUUGGAAGGUAUCUGCCCAGCAGGCAUAUAUAGGUCUUUUCAUUCAUGUGGCAUUGAGAGUUGUGGGAGUGAAACCUGACCCGUGCUACACAUCUUUUCAGUGGCGCCCUCAGUUACAGUCUAGCCCUGGGUAAUAUGUAACCUGCAUUAUCUCUCACAAUCAACAGAGCCGAGUUCCUACAGUAAUCAACAGCAGUACUUCAAAGUCUACAAAGCAUUUUACCUAGGAAUGAAGAAACAGGCCAACUAAACCAAGGUGGUUAUCUUCUUUCUUCUAAACCUAUCAGCAUAACUCUCUAAUCCCUUCACAAUCAUAUGCUUGCCCAACCUUUCAUUAAAUGCUUCAGUGCUACUUGCCCACUCUUUGGGUAAAGUAGUUUAUUCUGAUUCAUUUAUUGGAUUCCUAGGUGUCAUAUCUCACAGUAACAACCUAAAAUUAGAGUCUAUCCCUCAUCAAGUGGAAAUACAUUUGCUGUAGAGGCUCAAUCAAAACCUCUUUUCCUGUUAAAGACUUCUAUUUCCUCAGCCUCAUUUUUGUCACUGACAUGGAUUUAAACAUCUUGAACAGCAGGAUUACAUUAAAAUGUUCCAACAGAUAAAAUGCAUUCGAUGCACAUUUCCCAUUAGGUGAGCCAUUGAGAAUUAUUGCAACCUGUUCAGUUGGUUUUGUACAGACAAAGUACAGGCUCAUUCAUUUGUAUAGUGAAAGCUUGUACCAUCUUUCGAAGGCAACAACUGCCUCGCUGCACAAAGUGUUUUGUUGGCCUUUUCUACUCCAAACCAGUUCAAUGUCUUUUUUAUACAAAACUAUUUAAAGAACGUCCCAUUAAGUGAGAAUUACAUCUCCAACCUAACAGCAUUGCAUUGGCUGUUUUAAGGAACAACGUUAGAUUUACUUCAUGACGAUCUCAAAAUUUUGAUCCUCAAAGAUGCUCCUGAAAUUUGAAUUCAAGAAUUUAGCUGAUGACCAUUGAUUUAAUAUCAGUGUAUAUCCCAACAGCAGAAAACAAUUCCCUUUGCAUCAGGGCUAGUCAAAAAAUCAAAAAGGAGUCAAUGUGAAGCCUAAUUCUAAACAGUUAGUAUAAAUUAAUUUUAAUGUUUAGAAUUGCUAGAUUAUAGUUACUACAAACCUGCUUCCCUCAUACAGCUGAUCUGUGACCUUAACCUUAUUUGUCUUUGCCUCGUGCUCCUUAGUUUAUCUUAUGAGCCCAGAUGACAGAUGAUUGUUGAUUUGUUUGGGUGCAAUGUGACCCAUUGACCUCCAACACUUUCCACCCCCAUGUUAAAUUAAAGCACAUUGGUACAACAAAGACCAGUGCAGGGUCAGUAGAUGUUGCCACUGUGAGUAAAUAAGAUAAUAUGUAAAUUUUCAUACAGUUCCAAGGGAAAUAUGUUGACAAAGGUCAUUUGCAUGCUAUCUGUGUUGAUGUGUUUUUAUAAUAAUUGCUAAAUUUCUGUUCUAACCACUGAACUCUGACUGCUCCAUGGAUGUUUUUUGCUAAAUUCUGUUACCUCAGGCUUGUAUCAAGUUGCUUUUUUUUGUCAGCUUCUUACAUUGAUGGUGCAGUCUUCAUUUAUUCAGUCAAAUAAAUUGCUGUUAGAAACGUGUUCACAGGAUGAUCGGAAUAUUUUCUUGGGAUCUCUGUACAUUACAUUUCUUCCCUGCAUUACAAAAGCUUGGAUUUGUAUUCAGGUUAUUGGAGGGCAGUCAUUCAGUCUCAGAAUCAAUUGGGUUUCACUGAACUCUUAAGGAAAUAGCUUGUGCCUUCAAAUUCAAAGUAAAAUUUAUUAUCAAAGUAUAUAUGCAUU
Messenger RNA from Hypanus sabinus (Atlantic stingray), 6105 nucleotides. RefSeq names its product Ral GEF with PH domain and SH3 binding motif 1 (gene ralgps1). Gene Ontology annotation, biological process: positive regulation of GTPase activity; Ras protein signal transduction. NCBI's taxonomy places the organism in Eukaryota, Metazoa, Chordata, Chondrichthyes, Myliobatiformes, Dasyatidae. The transcript is spliced from 21 exons. Gene Ontology annotation, molecular function: guanyl-nucleotide exchange factor activity. The coding region runs from base 428 to 2173 and encodes 581 amino acids. The record is from RefSeq and is a predicted model, not a curated record. Gene Ontology annotation, cellular component: plasma membrane.